GCUGCUGAAAACUGAGUGUGAAUACAUCCUUUUCAAUAAGGAUCUUGUAAGACAAUUGGUAAUAUUCUUAUGAAAGAGUCGAUAUCGAGGGCGAGGGUCCCAAUCGCUGAGAAACACUAGAUCAUGAUGGUUAAGGCAAAAGAGCAAAACCAAGAGCAAAAGACCAUCCUUUAGAACUCGACUUGCGGGACAAAAUUGAAGACCUCGUGGUCUUCUAUUAUGCGGUGGGGUGCGUAGUUCGGCCGGACUGAAGUUAAGUAUCGUCGGCGCUGGUGCUCCAUGAGCAUUCUUAGUGGAUGAAGAUGGUUUGUUGCUGGUGUCAUUUGUAAUAGGUAAUAGGUGGCUGGCGAGUUUGUAAAUUAAUCUCAUGAUGGCAUUCAAUAAACGCUUUUGUUUAUUGAGCUCCGGUCUUGACAUUCCGUCGGCAUCGCCAUGAAGUGCUUCCUUUCUUGUAUUUGACAUCGAUGAUUUUCGAAAUGAUGUCUUGAUUUUUGAGGAGCCAUUCUUCGAUUCGUUUGCCGUUACUUUUAUUCUUUUUGUGAAAUUGCUCUUGUGGUUAGUGAUCCGUAUGGAUGAUGACGUCUCUUAUACCCAAAUAUUGUUCCAGUUUUUUCAUGCACCAAAAAAGUGACUAAUGCUUCACGUUCGAUUGUUUUGUAAACUUUCUCGGUUGACAUCAGCAGUCUAGGGAAAAAACAAUUAUAAUGCGAUUCGGCGCCCACAAUUUGUUUCAGUGCGUCUGUAUUGAGGGUUGCACUUCGGAUUUUUUGGAAAUAGUUUAUGCAGUGUCACAAGGAGCGAUUUUAGGAUCGUUGUUGCUUUUAAUUUAUAUUGAUAAUUUGGAAAGUGAUCUGGAAUCUGGUUUGAGACUUUUUAUAGGUGAAUGAAUAAGACCUAAUGAGUUCUGCCCCUUCAGUUUCCUUCAGAGACCGAAACAUAUGCAGCAGAGGCAUUUCUUCAAGAUGGGACGAAAGACUAACAAAUUGUUUAUGGGAAAGAAAUAUGUUGCACCUAUCAAAGCCCGUUUUUGUUGAUGGUCUUCUAGACGUUGGUUGUAGUGAAGGCAACAUCAUACAGUUAAUAUUUUCUGUUCGGGGAGAUUUUAACGUUGAUGAACUAGUUGAAGAAGUUGAAAAACGCAAUGGAAUGAAAUUGCUGCAAUCAUGGUUGGAAACACAAGUGCGUGAUGGAUCAGACGAUCCCGAUGUUCACAAUACAAUUGCUAAAAUAUACAUUGAUUCAAACAGCAAGCCGGGGAAAUUUCCGCGUGAUAAUCUACAUUACGAUAAUCGUGUAGUGGGAAAAUAUUGUGAAGGAAGAGAUCCACAUUUGGUAUGUGUUCCACAUGAACGUGGUGGUUGCGAUAUAGAAUUCAUCAGUGUUUGCAAUGAAAAUUCAUUAUUUAGAAGUGAAGUACGCUAUUUCGCUCGUCGUAGAGAUCCUAAUUUAUGGGAACAACUAUUAUGUAAAGAUAAUCAAUAUCGCGAACAAAUUUCGAUUACCGUUAAAGCAUUUAUGACGGUUGAUUUACCAAACAAUUUAAUCGAAUUAUUAGAAAAAAUUGUUAUUGAUAAUUCAGUAUUUAGUGAACAUCGAAAUCUAGAAGCUUUACUGAUAUUAACAGCAAUCAAAGCCGAUCGUUCACGUGUCAUGAAUUAUGUAAAUUAUUUUCAAUCCACAAAAAAAUUUGAAGUAAAGACAUCAACUAUUCAAGUUUUAAUUGAUAAUAUUAAAAAUUUGGAUCGAGCAUACGGAUUUGCAGAACGAUGUAAUGAACCAGGUGUAUGGAGUUUAUUAGCAAAUGCGUAA
Didymodactylos carnosus is the source of this 1809-nucleotide messenger RNA. The record is from the annotation of a GenBank genome assembly. Lineage: Eukaryota; Metazoa; Rotifera; Eurotatoria; Philodinida; Philodinidae.